AGAAUCUGACUUUGAAAAUGACAACAGAAGCACAUGGCAGCCCCUUAGAUCAGAAGCAGGAUAAGAAUGUCUGGACAAGACCAUUCCAACCAGCCACAGAGUACAAGACACUGGCAUCUCUCUGGCUGUGUAGAACAACACACCAGUCCAAGGGACACUCUCUGAAGUAACUCGUCCCUUUGGAAAAAAGAAGCCAGUGCCCCACACAGCAGCUACUAAUAUCCCAAAGAAACUGAAGAAUCUCCAGGAUGACUCACACCAUGGAUAACAGUAGCCACUCAACAUGGAACAUUGAGAGGUCAGUAGUCUGCAUAAUCCUGAGCUUGUCGUUUGUUAUUGGGACUCCUGGAAACUGCAUUGUCAUCUGGACUGUUUGUACAAAAAUGAAGCAAAUCUCUCCUUCAGUCCUGCUAAUCUUGAACUUGGCCAUUGCAGACAUCCUAGUACUGAUUACUUUGCCAAUCUGGAUUUACUCCUUUGCCGACUCCUGGGUUUUUGGAACCAUCUUCUGCAAAAUACUGGUUUUCAUCAUUUACUGCAGCAUGUAUGCCAGCAUAUUUCUGAUUACUGCUCUCAGUUUGGAGAGAUUAAUGGCUGUGUUUUAUCCAUUCACAAUUCAGAGAUAUAAAACAAAAGAAAAUAUUUUUGUCAUCAUGUUCCUUAUUUGGUUCCUGGCUAUUACUUUUGGAAUUUCUGUCAUCCCAUUUCAAGAGACAGAAAAAAUGGGUGGUGGAUUGCAAUGCACAUGUCGCAAUUAUUCUUCUAACAGACAGAAAAUAUCCUAUCUUUUGCUGGAAACUCUUGCAGGUUUUGUAAUUCCUUUUCUUAUAAUUUGCACUUGCUACGUGUGUGUUGUGAAGAGAAUUAGCAGAAUGACUUACCAAUCAAAGCGUCGCUCUGAACAGUUAAUCGCCAGCGUGGUUGUAGCGUUCAUUUUCUGUUGGCUCCCACAUCAUCUCUUCAACAUCCUGGAGAUCGUUUCAGUACAGAUAGAACUUACUAACAAAGAAGUGUCUUUGGCACUGGAUGAAGUUUUAGACAUAGGCGUGUACAUCUCUGGAGCUCUCGUAUUCAUCAGUAGCUGCAUUAACCCUCUGCUUUACGCCUUUGCCGCACGGAAAUUCCAAAACCACCUGAGAUUUGCCAAGAUAUCAAAGCUGUUUGAGCAAAUGAGUCAGACGGUAACUGAGGAAGACAGGAAAAAGAGCUCCACGGUAAUCCAGCAGGAAAAUACUACAAAAAGCACAGAGAAUCUUUAACAUGGUUCCUAUUCCAAGUAAAUAAUAGGUUUCUGGGGCAUUCAACGAGCAACCCUUUCACCUCAUGUUUUUUUUUUUUCUUUCCGGAAAAUACCGACAGAAAAAUCAAGGAAUAGCCUGUCUACUCCAGAGGAAGCUAGAUGGGUAAAUGUCAUUAGAAUGUAUUUUUUGUAUUAGAAGAAUGUACAGGAACARUCAAAUUCAGUUCCAUAUCACAGUAUUAUCACUGUUUCAGUUCUCUUGAGAACUUCGACAAGGUAACAGAAGCCAAAACCAGGAGGACUGCAGCAUUUUUACUUUCCAUCAAGAUUGCAAUUUCUAGAAAAGACUAGUAUUUUAAUUAUACAUGAAACUUUAUACAUUGUAAAUAAAGUUGUUUUUAUUCAGGACUGUAUUUAGGCCAGUUUAAAAAUAGCAAGGACUGUUUAUAUGAAAUACACAUACUAUAAUCAGACAGUUUAAGUUGUCAGGAUAAUUUGUGGGGGAAGGAAGAGCCACCUUGUUAUAUUUUACUUGCAAGAAGCAUAUGCCAGCAGUGCAGAACAUUUGUCAUCUUGAGAAGUGCAAUUUGUAAGAAAACAGGUUUUUCAUACAAGAUUUUAUAUAUAUAUAGAAGAAAAUGGACUUCACCUUUAAAAGCGCAGUAAAUUUUGAACUUGCAAGGAAUUUUUUAUUUCUGGAAACAUGUACAAGCUGAGAAAAGAAACUAUGUAGCAUGCAUAAAUGUUUUCUUUUGAAGCUUCAAUUUUGCCUAACAUGAUUAGUUUUCCUUUGUUUACUUUAUGCCAAUGACUUGUAAUGAUAAGAUUAAGAUAACUACCGAUUACUAAGAAAUGUAUCACAGUGUUCUGUAUCUUGUGUUCUGGACAGCUGCAUAGUAGCCACAUAACUUAUCUUUACAGAGAAACUACAAAAGACUAACUACAUCUUCCUUAUCAGAAGUUGUUUGUGCAGCAGCCAGAGAUA
This is a messenger RNA of Nothoprocta perdicaria, 2225 nucleotides long. Its product is annotated as leukotriene B4 receptor 1-like. The transcript is spliced from 3 exons. Gene Ontology annotation, molecular function: G protein-coupled receptor activity. Gene Ontology annotation, cellular component: membrane. NCBI's taxonomy places the organism in Eukaryota, Metazoa, Chordata, Aves, Tinamiformes, Tinamidae. The record is from RefSeq and is a predicted model, not a curated record. Gene Ontology annotation, biological process: G protein-coupled receptor signaling pathway. Bases 249 to 1259 code for a protein of 336 amino acids.